GCACCCUCACCAGUCACCACACCCUCCUCUCUCUUCGUCUGUCCAUCCUCUUUAUUGCAUAGGAAAAAAAUGGUGGGUGUGGCGGGAAGUCUUACUAACACAGUACUUCUACAUCGCUUAAAACACCUCUUUCCCACCAAACUAACAACGUUUCCCACAAUUCGACAACUUCGUCAACAUAAGAAACUGCAAUUUCAUUUCAUUUCCGCUAAUUUUACUACUACCCACUUCAAUUCUCACAAAACCCAGUUAUCAAAAGUGGAAAAUGGGGAUAAUUUGGUUGUUUUGGGCAUUGAAACUAGCUGUGAUGACACCGCUGUUGCUGUUGUGAGAGGCAAUGGUGAAAUUCUUAGUCAAGUUGUGUCAUCUCAGGCAGAUCUGCUUGCCCAGUAUGGAGGUGUUGCCCCUAAAAUGGCAGAAGAGGCUCAUUCUAAAGCCAUCAAUCAGGUAACACAAUUAGCACUUGACAAAGCAAAUUUAACGGCUAAAGAUCUUUCUGCUGUUGCAGUAACCAUUGGUCCUGGAUUAAGUCUUUGUCUACGUGUUGGUGUCCGUAAAGCUCGAGAAAUUGCUGGAAGCUUUCAGUUGCCUAUAAUUGGGGUGCAUCACAUGGAGGCUCAUACUAUAGUAGCGAGGUUGACUCAUAGAAACCUGCAGUUUCCCUUCAUGGCACUGCUUAUUUCAGGAUUCAAUAACCUGAUAAUUCUUGCACGUGAUCUGGGCCAUUACAUACAACUUGGAACAACCAUAGAUGAUGCCAUUGGUGAAGCAUAUGACAAAACAGCAAAGUGGCUUGGUUUAGAUAUGAGGAGGAGUGGUGGUCCUGCUAUAGAGGAGCUUGCUCGAGAGGGUGAUCCUGUGUCUAUAAGAUUCAAAACUCCAAUGCAACACCACAAGGAUUGCAACUUUUCCUUUGCUGGUCUGAAGACUCAAGUGAAGUUGGCAAUUGCAUCAAAAGACAUCGAUGCAGAAAUUCCACUUUCUUCUGCAAGUAGCGAAGACAGAAGGUCUAGAGCUGAUAUUGCUGCUUCAUUCCAGCGAGUUGCAGUGUUACAUUUAGAGGAAAGAUGUGAACGAGCUAUCGAAUGGGCAUUAAACAUGGAGCCAUCACUCAAAUAUUUUGUUGUCUCAGGUGGCGUUGCGUCAAAUCAAUACGUGAGAUCCAGACUUGAUCAAGUUGCGAAGAGCAGAGGCGUGGAGCUUGUUUGUCCUCCACCCAGCCUUUGUACCGACAAUGGUGUUAUGGUUGCUUGGACUGGCAUUGAAAAUUUUCGUGUGGGAAGAUUUGAUCCACCACCACCUGUCGAUGAGCCAGAAGAUACAGUGUAUGAUCUCCGACCUAGAUGGCCACUGGGGGAGGAAUAUGCCGAGGGCAAAAGUGAAGCACGCUCAAUGAGGAAAGCGAGGAUGCAUCCAUCCCUCACAUCUAUCAUCCAAGGCUCAGCUCAACAUGUCUUGUAGCAUCCACUUUCCACUGGGAUCAUAUGAUUGCAACGAUGUUGAGCUAUGGUUAUCUAAAGGGGUCUUCUGGACGAUUCAACCUUUAGGGUUUGGAACCGCAUCUGGCACCUGUUGACCAGCUAAUUUUGAUUAUCACAGUGUAACUUCAGGAAAUGUUUUUUUUUGUUUUUUUUAUAUAAAUCUUUAUUACAUUAUAUUAUUGUACUUGGGGUAUAUAUUGACAUUUUUGCUUGUAAUUGAUAUAUUGUUUUCAAGGGAAAUCAAAGUUUUGAAAAUUUCA
Molecule: messenger RNA, 1741 nt
Organism: Beta vulgaris subsp. vulgaris (sugar beet)
Lineage: Eukaryota; Viridiplantae; Streptophyta; Magnoliopsida; Caryophyllales; Amaranthaceae
Product: probable tRNA N6-adenosine threonylcarbamoyltransferase, mitochondrial
Exons: 15
Coding region: 70-1461 (463 amino acids)
Biological process (GO): tRNA threonylcarbamoyladenosine modification
Cellular component (GO): mitochondrion
Source: RefSeq, a predicted model, not a curated record